AUGAAUUUUUGUUGUAAUUUUAGGUUUAUAACUGACAUAAACAAGAGAGGAAAAGCUUUGUUACAAGAUUUAAAUAAAGUUUGUACCGACAAAAAAAAUCAAUUGAAUUUAAAAAAUCAAGAAUUGAGAUCUGUAGCUGAGAGACUGAAACACUGCCAGAAAUUUGCUGAAGCUGCCAUCUCACUUGGUAGUGAAACUGCUCUUGUAUAUAGCAAAAAACCCAUAAUGAAUCAGUUGCGUCGUAUUUUAAGGCAUCGCUGUGAAGUUCCAAAUCCUCAUCAUAUGGUGGAUAUACAAUUCACUUAUGUAUCAAGCUUCUUGGCACAGUAUAUUAGUAGCUUAGGACAAAUAUUAGUAGAUCAACAACCUAUUCCUGGGACAACAGUAAAUCAGAAUCAAAUGUUGCCGAUGCCAGAGACAGUAUCUCAAAGCCCAGUUCCAAAUACGCCGCCUGUAAUACGCCAGUCUCCUCAAAUGCAACAGCGUGCAGUUCCAGUUCCUGUACAAAUGAAUCAACAACAGCAACAACAUAUAGGACCUUAUGGACAACCGCAAGUUACAUCAUCUACAGAUCUAGCUCGUAAUGUGAAUAACAACUUACAAGGUAGACAAAUGAUGAACAAUAAUAAAAUAACUUACAAUCGAACUAUUCAACGUGCUAACAUGCAGCAGAAUCAACCAACAAAUUUUAAUAUGCAGCCAAAUGUGAAUUAUGUUCAAAGAAAUGUAGUACAUCAACGGCAGCCUGCACCUCAGAUGAGACAACAUCCACAAGUUCAGCAGCAAAUGCAGCCCCAACAACAAGUGCAAAAUCCUCCUGCUUAUAACAAUACAGUUCAGUUACCUAUGCCAUUACGUCAAAACAAGAGUAUAUCAGUCACUCCUCUUCCUAGCCCUGCUGGUCCAUCACCAUCCAAACAAAGAGCAAUAGCUCCAAGAAGUGUCAAUAUGAAUCCUAUGAAUAAUCAAGCAAACAAUUCAGUGCAACGUAUGAACACUAAUCAGGCGUCAUUGCAGCAACGUACUCCUCAGGUGAUUGAUUUAGAUGGACCACCAAACCAGAAAACACCCACUAUGUCUAAUACCAAUAGACUUUCUCAUUUCCCAAAUAUAGCAGCUACUUUAGCUGCUAAUCCUGGACUUCAAAUUCAGCCUGCAAAUUAUAAUAAUUCAAAUUUCCAGAAUACACGUCCUGCUAUGCAGCUGAUGACGUAUAAUCAGAAUGUUUUACCACAAAGUGUUCCAGCAGUAAACCAAGUUCUUACGCAGGCAUCAACCUUGCAGUCACAACCGAUUCUAACACCUCAGAUGGCUGUACCUUCUGCACCCCCUGUAAAAUUAUAUUCGAUUCGUACUUCAUUGUAUAACUCAAAUACGCCGGUCUUUGCAUCACCAGCUGUUAUGUCUAUUGCAAAUGCUAAAGUAGCAACACUUGCAACAAAUACAAAUACUGUUAAUGUUGUAAGUGCUAUAUCCCCUGCUAUGAAUGCUGCAAAUAUAACUCCUACUGGAAAUGUCAUAAACUUUGUACAAGUAGCAAGAAAUAUUCCUGUUUCUAAUAUUUCAUAUACUCCAAAUGCAAUUUCUAAUCCAGUUCCACAAAAUAAUAAUCUAACAAAUGUCAUAAAUAAUGUAACUGUAACUGCAGAAAGCAGUUUAGACUCAUCACUUGUUACAGAUAUAAAUGCACUAACAAUAAAUCCAACAUCAGUCCAGUCUGCAACUUUCCCUUAUGAGAAAAGCAUAACUACAAAUGAAAACUGUGAUCCUAAGAGCUCUCGUAGCUCGUCAUCAGAAAGUCUGCCAUCUCUGGAUGAGCUACUUAAAACAGAUUUAUCAGCUGUAAAAACCACAGAAAAUGAACUUCUGAAAACAGCAGAUUUAUUUUUUGCAAAAACUUCAGAAAUUUCUAAUGUCACUAUGUCUGGUAUCUUUGAAGAAAAGAGUAAGGAUCCAAAUGAAGAUUGGUGUGCUGUGUGUAAAGAUGGUGGAGAAUUAUUAUGCUGUAGUUAUUGCCCUAAAGUUUAUCACUUUGGAUGUCAUGUGCCUGCAUUAUCAAAACAUCCCAAUGAUGAUGAUUGGAGAUGUGUUAUGUGUAAAGAUGUAGUGAACUGCUCCAUUCCAAAUGAAGGAAGCAAAAGGAAAGUUCUUGGCGUACAAGGCAGAGAUUUAUUAAUAUGUGAACGAAUUCUUUUAGAACUAUUUUGUCAUCCUAAGAGCUUUCCUUUCCAUAAUAAAGUACACAAAAAGGUUCCAAACUAUUACAAAAUAAUUAAAAACCCAAUGGAUUUAUCUACAAUACGGAUGAAAUUAUCUCCUUCUCAUUUUGAACAUUAUGAAAGUGUAUCUGACUUUCUUGCUGAUGUUCGUCUAAUAUUUUCAAAUUGCUAUACAUUUAAUCCAGUUUAA
This is a messenger RNA of Stegodyphus dumicola, 2409 nucleotides long. RefSeq names its product transcription intermediary factor 1-alpha-like. NCBI's taxonomy places the organism in Eukaryota, Metazoa, Arthropoda, Arachnida, Araneae, Eresidae. Gene Ontology annotation, molecular function: zinc ion binding; protein binding. The record is from RefSeq and is a predicted model, not a curated record. Gene Ontology annotation, cellular component: chromatin.